CAAAAACCACUCCAACAUGCGGGACCCACUGGCAGACUGUUCGUAUAAUAAAGUAUACAAGAACUUAAAGGAGUGUUCUCAAAAUGGAGAGAAUUUCUGCAAGCAGGUCACAUCGAUUCUUCAGCAAAGGGCAAACCUGGAGAUCAGCUAUGCCAAAGGACUCCAGAAACUGGCACUCAAGCUGAACAAAGCAUUACAGAACACCAGGAAAAACUGUCUGAGCAGCGCCUGGGCCUGGGCCGCGGAGGGCAUGAAAUCCACAGCAGACCUGCAUCAAAAACUCGGCAGAGCAAUUGAGUUGGAGGCGAUAAAACCGACUCAUCAAAUCCUGAGUGUACAAGAGAAGAAGAGAAAAUCACUUGAUAAUGAAGUUGAGAAGACAGCUAACCUUGUCCUUAGCAACUGGAAUCAGCAAAUUAAGGCCAAGAAGAAAUUAAUGGCGAGCACCAAGAAGCAUGAAGCCCUUUUCCAUCUUGUAGAAAGCUCCAGGCAAUCUGCAACUGAAAAGGAGAAGCGGAAGCUCCUCAAUAAGCUGAAAAAAUCAACUGAGAAGUUGGAAAAGGAAGAUGAAAAUUACUAUCAAAAAAACAUGGCCGGCUAUUCCACCAGACUGAAAUGGGAAAACACACUAGGAAACUGCUACCAGAGCAUCCUGGAGCUGGAGAAGGAAAGAAUUCAACUUUUAUGCAAUAACCUAAACCAGUACAGCCAACAUAUUUCUCUUUUUGGCCAAACGCUGACUGCAUGCCACACACAGAUUCACUGUGCCAUCAGCAAGGUUGAUAUUGAGAAAGACAUCCAGGCUCUGAUGGAAGAAACUACAACAUCGUCAACAGAACCCAAGUCCGAGCUGCUAUUAACUGAUUACUUUGAAGAAGAUACCAACAAUGCAAUGGAUAAAGAGAGACGGAAAUCUCUAAUAAAACCAAAAUUGUCGAGACUGGAAAAAGACAUUGAAAAAGCCUCAAGAGACAAAGAAGGCCUGGAACGAAUGCUUAAUGUGUACUCUAGCAGCUCUUCCUUCUCCGAUGCAAAGAGCCAGAAAGACACAGCAGCGUUAAUGGAUGAGAACAGUCUGAAACUGGACCUUCUGCAAGCAAACUCCUAUAAACUUUCAUCCGUAUUGGCAGAACUGGAGCAAAGACCUAAGCCCAGCCAUCCCUGUAGUAACUGCAUCUUCAAAUGGAAAGAAAAGGAGCAUAUGCACAGUUACGUAAAGCUCUCUCGGCCUACUUUGACGAAGAGGUUGGAGAAUGCCGUGAGCUGCGCAUCUUCUGGCGGGCAGAACCACCCAAGCUCUUCAUCUGCAGCCUCUGGUGUGGCCCCGCCCGGCAACAGUCUUGGCAAGGCUUUAUAUUCUUUCCAAGCCAGGCAAGACGAUGAAUUGAGUCUGGUAAAAGGUGACAUCGUGAUUAUACAUGAGAAAAAGGAAGAAGGAUGGUGGUUUGGAUCCUUAAAUGAGAAAAAGGGCCAUUUUCCUGCGGCGUACGUGGAGGAGCUACCUUCAAGCGCUGGGAACAUGGCAACGCAGAAAUGAAACAAGAUCCUGAACGUGCUGCCUUCCAUGCUCUGUAAAUUAUGUGACGCAAAUACAGAUAAAAUGCUGUUAUCUUUA
Lepus europaeus (European hare) is the source of this 1615-nucleotide messenger RNA. RefSeq names its product nitric oxide synthase trafficking (gene NOSTRIN). Gene Ontology annotation, biological process: signal transduction. NCBI's taxonomy places the organism in Eukaryota, Metazoa, Chordata, Mammalia, Lagomorpha, Leporidae. Gene Ontology annotation, molecular function: protein binding. The record is from RefSeq and is a predicted model, not a curated record. The transcript is spliced from 16 exons. Bases 17 to 1537 code for a protein of 506 amino acids. Gene Ontology annotation, cellular component: cytoplasm; plasma membrane.